UGGGAAAAAAAAUUCGAGAGAAGUUGAGUUCGUACCUGAGCGUUAACUAGUGAAAACAAAAGCACUAAAUUGUGUAAUCAUUCAGGCAAUUUAUUUAUUAACGUCUAUCUUCAGUGCAAAGAAAGUGUUUUGCUGAGGUUAUUAGUGCUGACGCUCCGAUACACGGACAGACAGGUGCUUCAGAAACAUGCCCAGCUGGGUUUGCUGUAACUCGUGUUUCCUGCCACCCGCUGCUGACCUGAAAUUGGCCAUUUCCACCUGCGGCCAUACUGUGUGCAGCACUUGCUUUCAGAAAGGCAAAAAAGGAGAGUGCCUGAUUUGUAAAGCACAGUGUCAGGUUACUCCGCUGUCACACAAAAGUAGCUCAGAAGUAAAGGCCCUCUUCUCAGACAUCAGUGUUGUAGCAACAAAUUACUUCUCUGAAAUAAGCAAGGUGCUACAAUUUCAGACAAGACACAGAAAAAGGCUCUUAGCGCAUUACCAGAAGAGGAUUGCUAAGCUAGAGGAGCACAUGUGUAUGAUUAAGAAAGAGAUGCAAGAAAUGAACAAAAAAAUGGCUGAACAGAAGGCAUAUAUUGCAAAGUUAGAAAAUGCACUCAAACAUCAAAGUGCAAAGGCAGCUGCACAGCUUCAGCAGACAUCUCAGCCAGCAUUAAAGAAAACUUCCACAGUGCUGCAGUUGCCCUAUGCACCGCUGACCUCUCAGUCCCGACCGGCGCCCUCGCCCUGCUCUGCCUCCGCAGAGUCCAGCAAAAAUGGGCAAGGCUGGAUUGUACGUAUACCGUGCGCUCAGCCAAUGGAGGUGGAUGGCCAGGACUCAUUCAGGAAGCCAGAGACGGCGGGCCAGUUCUCCAGGCUGUCCCUGAUCGGGCCUGCUUCCUAUGACAUGCAGGAUUCAGAUGAACUUUCCAGCUGGGCGAUAGCAACAGCUGAUGGAGCGAAGCAUCUCCUGCUGGCGUGUUUGACAGGUACCAUCCACUGCAGGUCCUCCAGUCAGAGCUCGCUGAGGAUUGGUCAACAUUCAGAACGAUCCACCACUGACAGGACAAGCAACACUUAUGAGCUCUCCGGCAGCACGCGUGGUGACCUGACGGGUCAAUCACAGGCGCUGUUCUAUCGCAGAGGGUCGGCCCUGGAGCUGCCUGCGUUCAAAGCCCCGCCUCUCUUGCACCAUUCGUCCAUGUCAUCCCUGGAGCCCCACCCAUUCAGCCUGGCAAGAAUGCUGCCCAAGUGACAGCAGAUGAGAGAAUCAGGCCCAGCAUGCAUGCAAGGCCAUAGGAUCCCAAGACAAGCAACCAGCAAAGGACUUUACAGGACAUGACACAACGUGUGUAGAACCUGGAACUUUGUGUUGGGUUUUAAAUGUUUACUUGUAGCUUGCUUGGUGCUUGUGUAUCCCAUUUGGUUGCAGAUGAGUGGACCAGUAGCGCCUGUACUAAACAGCGAUUAAAAUGGAAUGCAUUUAGCUAAAUAGCAAAGUGAAUUGUUUCAACAAAGAGACGACUAGUGUUUUUGUGUACUGAGAAACCUGAGUGUGAGUUUGAGUUAUGAAUACACUCGUUCAGCUGCAUUUCAUACUGUACAUUACGAAAUGUCAUUUGUAAGUGAUAAAAAAUGUUACAUAAAA
This is a messenger RNA of Brienomyrus brachyistius, 1627 nucleotides long. Its product is annotated as probable E3 SUMO-protein ligase RNF212. The coding region runs from base 188 to 1234 and encodes 348 amino acids. The record is from RefSeq and is a predicted model, not a curated record. Gene Ontology annotation, cellular component: synaptonemal complex. Gene Ontology annotation, molecular function: SUMO transferase activity. The transcript has 16 exons. NCBI's taxonomy places the organism in Eukaryota, Metazoa, Chordata, Actinopteri, Osteoglossiformes, Mormyridae. Gene Ontology annotation, biological process: homologous chromosome pairing at meiosis; protein sumoylation; reciprocal meiotic recombination.